Molecule: messenger RNA, 489 nt
Organism: Linnemannia hyalina
Lineage: Eukaryota; Fungi; Mortierellomycota; Mortierellomycetes; Mortierellales; Mortierellaceae
Source: the annotation of a GenBank genome assembly
AUGUUCAACAACAAGAACAUCUCCUCCUCAUCCGUCUUCUCGGCGUCUACAGCUGUCAAUGGCAACACUAACACCUGCAGCUGCAACCACUCCGCCAACAGCACUGGCUACUCAACCACCACCACCUCCAGCAACAACACAACAACAGCGGGAACAAACAGAUUGAGUGGAUUAUCAAAACGCGUCCCGACAAUGUCGUCUGUGAACGAGAAGCAAGGGGACGAAGAGGUCCACGAACUCAGCGAUCGGCGGAGCAGCAAUAGCAACAGUAAUAGUCCCACCCUAACUUCCCCUACGAUUGUCGUAGGUGGUGGCAGGACGUCGACGAGUCAGGAAUGGAGUCGUGGCGAGGGUGGGUCAGCUUCUGCGCUGGUCCAGGGUAUCGUGAUCGCCACCUCCCUUGAUUCCUCUUCCCCAUCACCCCUAGCAACGCCUGGGUCUACUUCACCGUCGUCGUCGUCUGACCAUGUCUCCGUCAAAAUGGACUAG